This is a messenger RNA of Chroicocephalus ridibundus (black-headed gull), 1690 nucleotides long. RefSeq names its product synaptogyrin 2 (gene SYNGR2). The record is from RefSeq and is a predicted model, not a curated record. Bases 56 to 742 code for a protein of 228 amino acids. Lineage: Eukaryota; Metazoa; Chordata; Aves; Charadriiformes; Laridae. The transcript is spliced from 4 exons. Gene Ontology annotation, cellular component: neuromuscular junction; synaptic vesicle membrane.
CGUUCCGUCCCUCCCCGGGGCGGUGCCGCGCAGGAGCGGCGGCGGCUCCGGGGCGAUGGAGGGCGGCGGAGGCGGCGGAGCGUACGGGGCGGCCAAGGCCGGCGGUGCCUUCGAUCUGGCACGUUUCGUGCAGCAGCCGCAGGUCCUGGCACGGAUCGCCAGCGCGGUUUUCGCCCUGAUCGUUUUCUCCUGCCUGGUCGGGGAGGGUUACACCAACUCGCCCAGCUCCCCCCAGCUCUUCUGCAUCUUCAACCGCAACGAGGACGCCUGCCGCUACGGCAUCGGCAUCGGCAUCCUGGCCUUCCUCGCCUGCAUCUUCUUCUUCAUGGUGGAUAUCUACUUCCCCCAGAUCAGCAACGCCACCGACCGCAAGUACCUGGUCUUGGCGGACCUCGGCUUCUCAGGUCUCUGGACCUUCCUGUGGUUCAUCGGCUUUUGUUUCUUGACCAACCAGUGGGCCUGGACGCCAGCUGGGGAAGUGCACAUUGGGGCUGACUCGGCCCGUGCCGCCAUCACCUUCAGCUUCUUCUCCGUCUUCUCCUGGGGCCUCCUGAUCACCUUUGCCUACAAGAGGUACAAGAUGGGGGUGGAGGACUUUGCUCGCAGCUACGUGGACCCCAGCCCGGAGGUUCCGACUCCCUACUCCAGCUACCCCAACAUCAGCCACGACAGCUACCAGCAGCCGCCCUUCACCCACACGGCAGAAGGCCCGGAGGGCUAUCAGCCGCCGCCAGUGUACUGAGCCCCUGCCCGGCGGCGCGGCGGGGCCGGCUGUACCAGUGCAAUUCUCUUCGGUGGGGCGGGAGGGGAGGGACCUGCGACUCGGAGGGGGAAGGUGGGGCGGGAGGGUGGCAGCUGCUCCGUGUGAAGCCACCGGGCCUCAGUGCUGGGGCACAGGAGGGGCCUGGUCCCAGCGGUGGAGCCCCGCUCGCUGCCGCUGGGACCGGGAGCCUGGUGUGUGGUGGGUGAUUCAGCACAUAAUGGGUGAUUUGGCACAUAGUGGGUGAUUCGCAACUGCUGAGCGUGGUCCCCAGCCCCUGCCCUCGCUGUUGUGCCUUGGGGAAGUGGCAGGGUGGGUGGGUGGGUGGUUUUCCCCCCCGGCUCUGUCCUGGCUGUGCCCCUGUGACUGCUGCCCUGGCCCCGGUGCCUUUCCAGCCCCUCAAGUGCUGGCUCCUGCUGCCGUGGCAUGGCCGGGUGGCGUGGCCCAGCUCCGCCGGCUCCCCGUGCCUUCCCCUCGGCUGCUGCUGGGUGAGCUUGAUGCCAAAGCCCCAACUUCUUUAGACUGCACCCCCGUGCUGUGCCUUCUCACAGCCUGCACUCGAGCUGCCAGCGCUCGGAGGACGCGGUUUGGGAUCCGUGGGAGCAGCGAGUGCCAGGAUCACUCGGCAGGGCUGUGGCUGCUCCAGGCGUCCGAGGAAGAUCCCGGAACGCUUUUCCUGCUGAUUUGGUACUGGGCCCCCUCGCUUGCCUCCCACCAAGCACUGCCGCCGCAGAAUCGCGGCUGCCAUCCCGCGCCGCAUUCCUGGCUCUCCCGGGCUGCCCGUGCCAGCGCCGUCUCAGGUUGUGUUUUCUGCUGCACCUGCUGUGAAGCUGUUCCCAGCAGCAGUGUGCGAGCUGUCGCUGCUGGGGCUGGCCUUGAAAUAGUUCUUUCUUUGUCACUGUAGAGAAGGAAUAAACUUUUUCACCGAGC